Paramecium pentaurelia is the source of this 594-nucleotide messenger RNA. The record is from the annotation of a GenBank genome assembly. NCBI's taxonomy places the organism in Eukaryota, Ciliophora, Oligohymenophorea, Peniculida, Parameciidae.
GAUGUAUUCAAUAUAGAGUAAGGUUUAAAAAUUCAACGUUAAGGAUUGGAUUUGAAUCCUUAAGAGAUUAUAGAAUAAUGUAGAUUGAAUGAUAAUGAAAUUUUGGAUGUAGUUGUUAAAUAAACAGAUUAAUUUUUUCUGAUUAUUUCAGUGCUAGGAAAUGAUAUUUAAGUGGAGGUAGAUUAAGACUAAAAAGUUUUUGAAUUAAUGGAUGAGUUGAAGAUAGCUUACAAAAUCAAUUAUCCCACUGAACUUGUGUUCAAUCAAAUACAAUUACUUCCUGAUAAGAGUUUCAAGUAACAAAAUAUUCUGAGUAACAGUUAUUUGAUUUUAAGAUAAAAAUAAGCAGUUACCAAAUUGAAGAUCACUUAAGGUUUAAAUUUGAUUAUUGUCAAAGUUAGAGAUGGAAUGAAUAUGAUCCAAAUUGAAAUAGCUCCUACAGCAACAGUUCAAGAUUUGGAGAGAAAAGUUAAGGAAAAGACAGGUAUAAAUUUUAAUUUUACAUUAUAAUUCAACAUGAAAUUUUUGAGCCCAUAUUUAUCUUUGGCUCAAUAAGGUAUAAAAAAUAAUUGUGAAGUAAUUUUGCUUCGAUGA